CAGAAGCUAUGCAUUCAGCUGCUGCAGCACUCGCCAUGUCUCUGCUCCUCUCCCUACUGUUGCUUCUGCAGCUACCUGCAGUUGCAUCUGCUGUGCCUGUCAGCAGAUGCCCGACAAGAUGCGGCGACGUGGAGAUCCCUUACCCCUUCGGCAUCGGCGCUAACUGUUCCAUAGGAGGAGGUUUCAAUCUAACCUGCAACACCAUGGAAAGUGGCCUCAAGAAGCCAUUCUAUGGUCAUCUUGAGGUCCUCAGGAUUUCGUUGACGAUGGGCUACGUGCGCAUGCUCAACCGCAUAAUCUCGCAGUGUAACGAGCCUUUACAAAGGGCCCCUAAAAUGGGUCGAGGAGCCUUGAAUGUUGGAAGGGAUGAUGGCCCAUAUAGGUUCUCAGAUCUCCGCAACAAGUUCACUGUCAUCGGCUGUGAUACCCUUGCCUACAUCCAAGACAACCAUGGGAACAAUAGCUACGCCAGUGGCUGUGCGGCCAUCUGCCGGGAUGAAUGGAGCAUCGGCGCCGAUGGCUCCUGCUCCGGACUCGGUUGCUGCCAGACUUCCAUACCCAAGAAUCUCACACAGUAUACUGUCAAGUUUGAAAGCCGUUCCGACAACUCGGAUACUUGGAGAUUUAGCAAUUGCAGCUACGCCGUCUUGUUGGAGGCCGAGUGGUUCCGGUUUCAGACGUCUUACAUCACCACGAACCAAUUCAUGCAAAUUAACGACGGCUGGGUGCCGGUGGUUAUGGACUGGGCCAUCGGCAGCGAGACGUGCGAGGUAGCUAAGCGCAACCUAACCAGCUCUUAUGUCUGCGUCAGUGCUCACAGCGACUGUGUCGACUCCUCCAAUGGUCCUGGUUAUCUCUGCAACUGUUCCGAGGGAUACCAAGGCAAUCCUUACGUCUCCGACGGAUGCCAAGACGUCGACGAAUGCAAUCUGCAACCAAAUCCAUGCCCAAAUGGCAUCUGCCAUAACCUGCCAGGUAAUUAUAGUUGUGACUGCCCCGAAGGCAAGCACGGUGACGCUUACAAUGGAACAUGCACCCCAAAUCAGAAGCUUUCCUUGGCGGUGAAAGCGGCUAUAGGCACCUCCAUCAGCUUGACUUUCUUACUAGUAUUUGGCAUGUGCAUCUGUAUGAUUUAUCAGAGAAGAAAACUUGUCCAGUCCAGGAAAAGAUAUUUCAGUGAACAUGGGGGCAUGCAAUUACUAGAAGAGAUGAGAAAAUUAAGUCUUGCAUUUAGGAUCUUUUCAAAAGAAGAAUUAGAGAAGGCGAUAAAUAGAGUUGAUAAGAACAACAGAAUUCUUGGGCAAGGCAGAUAUGGAAUUGUUUACAAAGGAGAUAUAGGAGACAAUCAGUUUGUUGCCAUAAAGCAGCCAAAGGUUAUAAAUGAGAGACAAAAGAAAGAAUUUGGAAAGGAAAUGCUUAUUCUUUCCCAAGUAAAUCAUAAGAACAUAGUCAAGCUCUUGGGCUGUUGUUUGGAAGUGGAGGUUCCCAUGUUGGUCUACGAGUUUGUCCCUAAUGGUAACUUGUUUGAACUAAUCCACAGCAGAAACAUAGAUAACCUCCCUUUAGCUGUGCGUUUAAACAUUGCUCGUGAUUCUGCUGAUGCUCUUGCUUAUUUACACUAUUCGGCUUCGCCUCCAAUCAUUCAUGGAGACGUGAAGUCUGCCAACAUCCUCCUACAUGAAAAUUUCACUGCCAAAGUUUCUGAUUUCGGAGCUUCAAGGCUAAAUCCCAAGGAUGAAGACCAGUUUGCUACUUUGGUUCAAGGGACCUGCGGUUACUUAGACCCCGAGUACCUUCAAACAUGCAAAUUAACUGAAAAAAGUGAUGUUUAUAGCUUUGGUGUAGUGCUAUUAGAAAUACUGACACGUAAGAAGGCAAUUUUUUUUGAAGAAAAUGGAGAAGAAACGAGCCUUGCAUCAAGCUUCAUUUCGGCCAGGAAAGAGGAUCGACUUGAGGAACUCUUGGAUAAUCAAGUGACGAGUGAAGGAGAUGCAGAGCUGAUUGAAAGGAUUGGUGAACUGGCAGUGCAGUGCUUGAGUGUAAGGGGAGAAGAGAGACCUACUAUGAGGGAUGUGGCCGACCAGCUAAACAACAUGAGAAAGUUCCAUCCUGUUCCAUGGACACCACCAAAUGCUGAGGACAUUGAGAGUUUCUUUCCUGUUCCAUCAGAUACUCAAACGUCUACCGGUAACACUAGUCAUAUUCAAGAGGUUGCGUUGCUCAUUGAAUGUGCAAGGUAAAGAAACGGUCCCUAAAGUUGUCAUCUCAAGUGUUCCUCCCAAGUUGGACUAUCGUUCUUGCAAUUAAGUCUUCUAGUGAGUGUUAUGCUUGUUUACUAAUUAUUCAGCAGUAAGAGAAAGAAGUGUCUGCUAUGGUUCAAAUCCAAGAAUUUUCUCAGCUCCAAAAGUUUUCAGAUUUUAGAAUCAUUUGAAAGCGAUUUUAUAUCGAAUAAGAAAUAGAAUUAAAACAAAAUGAAUAAAUUUGAAUAAUCCAACCCAAGUCAUGCCCGACUUGGGUUGUAUCAGAC
This is a messenger RNA of Zingiber officinale, 2527 nucleotides long. RefSeq names its product wall-associated receptor kinase 2-like. Lineage: Eukaryota; Viridiplantae; Streptophyta; Magnoliopsida; Zingiberales; Zingiberaceae. The record is from RefSeq and is a predicted model, not a curated record. Bases 9 to 2240 code for a protein of 743 amino acids. Gene Ontology annotation, molecular function: protein serine/threonine kinase activity; calcium ion binding; ATP binding. Gene Ontology annotation, cellular component: plasma membrane. The transcript is spliced from 3 exons. Gene Ontology annotation, biological process: cell surface receptor signaling pathway; protein phosphorylation.